AUGGAGCGGAGGAGGAGCAUUGACUUGUGGGUAAUCAGCAGCUCAUUAGGAGUCUUCAGGAGGACGCUGAUUAGGCGGGUGUGCCUUCUCCUGCUGGGCCUAACGAGAGCCACACAUCAGCCAGAGAACCCCACAGAGACCAGGGGCGCCAGAACCAUCUGUCUGACGCAAACCAGCGAGAGCGGAGAGGAGACACAGAGGCAACACGGAGGCAACGGGAUCAAAAAGACGGAAGGCCAGGAGGAGAGGACCAGGAGGAGACCAGGUGAGGACCAGGAGGAGAGGGCCAGGAGGAGAGGGCCAAGAGGUGAGGACCAAGAGGAGAGGACCAGGAGGAGCCCAGGUGAGGACCAGGAGGAGAGGGCCAGGAGGAGAGGGCCAAGAGGUGAGGACCAAGAGGAGAGGACCAGGAGGAGACCAGGUGAGGACCAGGAGGAGAGGGCCAGGAGGAGACCAGGUGAGGACCAGGAGGAGAGGGCCAAGAGGUGA
Messenger RNA from Knipowitschia caucasica, 489 nucleotides. Lineage: Eukaryota; Metazoa; Chordata; Actinopteri; Gobiiformes; Gobiidae. The record is from the annotation of a GenBank genome assembly.